GCCAGACACCCUCCUUGUCAGCGAUGCUGCUGCUUUUCCUGUUGGCCCUGCUGUGGGCAGGGUCCCUGGCUCAGGACAGAGGAUACCAGGUGGCAUUUCAGGGGCCUGUGACAGUGCAGGAGGGCCUGUGUGUCUCUGUGCUCUGCUCCUUCAACUACUCGAAGAACAACCGGUAUUAUGCUCCCCCCACUUAUGGCUACUGGUUCCGGGAUGGGGCUAAAACAGACUGGGAUGCUCCAGUUGCCACAAACAACCGAGAUCGAGAAGUGCAGGAGGAGACCCAGGGCCGAUUCUUUCUCUCUGGGGACCCCAGGAACUACAACUGCUCCCUGGAAAUCAGAGAUGCCAGGAGGACAGAUGGUGGAUCGUACUUUUUCCGGGUGGAGGGAGGAACUGUUGUAAAACAUUCUUUCAUACAGGAUAAGCUCACUGUGCAUGUGACAGCCUUCAACCACACACCUGACAUCCUCAUACCAGAAAACCUGGAGUGCGGCCGCCCCAUGAACCUGACAUGUUCUGUGCCCUGGGCCUGUGAGCGGGGAACGCCCCACCUCUUCUCUUGGACGUCAGCUGCUCACACCUCCCUGGGCCCCAGGACACAACUGUCCUCCAUGCUCACUCUCACCCCACGGCCCCAGGACCAUGGGACCAACCUCACCUGUCAGGUGCAGUUUCCCUCAGUGGGUGUGACUGUGGAGAGAACCAUCCAGCUCAAUGUCACCUGUGCCCCCCAGAACCCACCAAUUGGUGUCAUCCCAGGAGACGGCCCAGGAAAAUCAGGGCCCAGGCCAGUGGUGGUUUUGGUGGCCAGUGUGGAAGCAACUACUAAGACCUUGGUCAUCUGCCUCUGCAUCAUCAUUCUCAUCUCAGCUGAAUGUCCAUCUCCUCCCCAUGCUGGCCCUGGAUGUUCCUGGGGCCUCAUCUCUUCCUGGGUCUCUGCACCCAUCAGUGUCCUACUUCCACCUCGGUCCUCAACCCAGGCCUCCCAGCUCUGUUUGCAGACACCUGUCAUCCAUGUCCCACAUGGUUUGAUCAGUGACGUUUCCUCUCCACGGCUGGGGACGAGGGACAAACUCCAUAGGAUGAUUUAAGCCGGGCAUGGACUGUGCCCUGCUGGACUCUCCAAUGGAUUCCACCCUCUUCUGGAAUCUCACACCAACUCCAAACCCAGCUGGGCCAGGGCCUCUGUGACUCUGAGACUGCAUGUGCAGCUCCUCCUGCUGAAAUGCCCUUCCCUUCAGAUUCCUAUGUCUCCAAGUGUGUGUGUAAUUCUUAUGUGGUUUUGAAGAAAAUAAUACUUACUUGUUUAUUUAUA
Messenger RNA from Phyllostomus hastatus (greater spear-nosed bat), 1315 nucleotides. Its product is annotated as myeloid cell surface antigen CD33-like. The coding region runs from base 24 to 1091 and encodes 355 amino acids. Gene Ontology annotation, biological process: cell adhesion. Gene Ontology annotation, molecular function: sialic acid binding. Gene Ontology annotation, cellular component: plasma membrane. NCBI's taxonomy places the organism in Eukaryota, Metazoa, Chordata, Mammalia, Chiroptera, Phyllostomidae. The transcript is spliced from 6 exons. The record is from RefSeq and is a predicted model, not a curated record.